UUUUUUUCUAUUAUAAAGUAUCGUGGUUACUUAAUUUUCUCUCGUAUCCUUAAUUCUCUCACUCAAAUAUUCUUUCGUUGAAAACUAUGGCUGCAGAAAAAUCAUCAAUGAUCACGUUGGUGGCCGCAGACAACUCUGUUUUUGAGGUAGAAGCUAAUAUCGCGAAGGAGAUGAAAACCGUACAAUCUUAUAUCGACGAAUUCGAUCAAAACACCGUUCAAAUUCCUCUACCUAAUGUAUUCAGCAACGAUCUCGCCAUGAUAAUCGAGUAUUGUAAGAAACACGCUUCAGAGGAAGAAUCUAAAGAAGCAAAAGAGGAGUUUGAUGUUGAAUUCGUGAAGAGGAUGAAAAGCGAUGACAAAUUACGGCUCAUUCAGGCGGCAAGUUAUCUCAACAUUGAAAGUCUUCUUCAAUUUUUGGCAAAGGCUAUUGCUGAUGAAAUUAAAAACCAGAGUGUGGAAUUUGUUCGUGACUAUUUUCACAUCGAGAAUGAUUUUACGCCGGAGGAAGAAUCCGAGUUACGCAAAGAGAAUGAAUGGGCUUUUAAAUAGUGAUUUGUUUAUUGGAUUCGAAAAUAAGAUUAGAAAUUAGAAAUUGAAUGUAGAUUAUUUGGUUAAGUUGUAUGGAAAAUAGUUCAAUUGUGCGAUUUGAUUUGAUAGUGUUUUUUAUAUAAUUAUUUGAUUGUA
Molecule: messenger RNA, 686 nt
Organism: Cicer arietinum (chickpea)
Lineage: Eukaryota; Viridiplantae; Streptophyta; Magnoliopsida; Fabales; Fabaceae
Product: SKP1-like protein 14
Biological process (GO): ubiquitin-dependent protein catabolic process
Source: RefSeq, a predicted model, not a curated record